AUGGAAGCUGCUGCUUUUCAGGUGGAGAGAACCCUCCAGCAAGAACUCUCUCUACCCAUCAUACUAGCAGAGCGAGUCAUCAAAUCGGCUCAAGAAGCUGAGUCCUCCAAGAACGAGUGCUCUGAACUCGCCAGGCAGACCAACCGCUUGUCCCAACUCCUCCGAUCCACUGUUCGUCUGGCUUCUUCGACGCAGUCCCUCUACGAACGACCCAUUAGACGAAUUGUCGCCGAUGUGUCCAAGAACCUCGACAAGGCGCUUACCCUCGUUCGCAAGUACAAGAAGCAUGGCGCUGGGGUUCUCAGGCAGGUCUUUGCCAUCACCACCACCGCGGAUUUUCGCAAGGUAUCGACGCUUCUUGAGAAUUCUAUCGGCGACCUGACAUGGAUCCUGUCAGUCUUUGAAUCGGAUGGUACUAAUAUUGCCCUGCCUCCUAUUGCGAGCAAUGACCCCAUUCUUGCUUGGGUUUGGUCUUAUCUAGCUACCGUUCAGAUGGGUCAGCUUAAAGACCGCGUUGAUGCUGCUAGCGAGCUGGCUUCGCUUGCGGACAGCGAACGCACCAAGAAGAUGAUUGUAGAUGAAGGUGGGAUUCAUCCUCUUUUGAAGAUGUUGAAGGAGGGAGGAUCUCCUGAGGCUCAGAUUGCGGCUGCCAAUGCGCUUAUUAGCCUCGCGACCGAUCCGCAAAGAGUCAGAAUGAUCGUCGACGACUUUGGAAUUCGUACCAUUGUGCAGGUUCUUAAUGACUCCCCCAUGAGGGUGCAGGCAGCGGUGGCAAAUUUAGUUGCGAAAAUGACGGAGUUCAAUGCGGCGGCGCAGGAGGAGUUCCCCAGAGAGAACGUGGUUAAGCCAUUGAUGAACUUGUUGUCCAUGGAUACUGUUUUAGAUGACCCCACGAUUCAAACAGGUAGAACUAGCAUUCAUUCGCUUGUUCAGAUUAACAAGGAGUUAGCAUCAGGGAAGCACUUGAAUAGUCAUAUUGGGGCGAAUUCCUUGUACUCGGAUGGUAGUAGCAGGGGCGGGCAUCAUAGGAAGGAGAAAGAGGUUGAAACCCCCGAAACAAAGCUUGCGCUUAAGGUCAGUUGUGCUGGGGCUUUGUGGAAGUUGUCUAGGGGAAGUUUGGCUAAUAGCAAGAAGAUCACAGAGAGUAAAGGGUUGCUUUGUUUGGUGAAGAUUAUCGAGGUGGAGACAGGGGAGUUGCAGUAUAACUGCUUGAUGACUGUGACCGAGAUAGCCGCAGUGGCGGAAUCCAAUACUGAUCUUAGACGAGUGGCUUUCAAGCCCAACAGUCCCUUUGCAAAGGCAGUUUUGGACCAAUUGCUAAGAAUUCUUCAAGAAGAAAGCAAUGUGGAUAUACUGAUUCCUGCCAUCAAGUCCAUUGGAUCACUGGCUAGGACUUUCCCAGCUAAAGAAUCCCGAAUUAUCAAAACUUUAGUUUGCCACCUUGCUGAUGGAGACAUGGACGUGGCGAUUGAAGCUGCUGUUGCCCUGGGAAAGUUUGCUUGUCCAGAGAAUUUCAAUUGUGUGGAGCAUGCCAAAGCGAUUAUUGAAUUCAAUGGCGUUCCUCCUCUGCUUAAACUGUUGAAGACUAACGAUCGGGCUCAACUACAUGGGCUUGUGCUGCUAUGUUACCUUUCACUCCAUGUCGGCAACAGUAAGGUGCUUGAACAAGCACGAGUGCUGAAUGCCGUUGAGUCUAUGGCUCGUUCCGUCGCUUCUCAGCAUCCUGAGCUGAAAGACUUGUUUGCCAAAACAGGAUACGAGAGUGAUGCUUGUGAGGAGUGCUUUUCAUUGUAUAGAACGGUCGUAUUCAGUUGA
Molecule: messenger RNA, 1815 nt
Organism: Rhodamnia argentea
Lineage: Eukaryota; Viridiplantae; Streptophyta; Magnoliopsida; Myrtales; Myrtaceae
Exons: 2
Coding region: 1-1815 (604 amino acids)
Biological process (GO): cell surface receptor signaling pathway
Molecular function (GO): protein binding
Source: RefSeq, a predicted model, not a curated record